Messenger RNA from Phoenix dactylifera (date palm), 1481 nucleotides. RefSeq names its product COP9 signalosome complex subunit 6-like. NCBI's taxonomy places the organism in Eukaryota, Viridiplantae, Streptophyta, Magnoliopsida, Arecales, Arecaceae. Gene Ontology annotation, cellular component: COP9 signalosome. Gene Ontology annotation, molecular function: metallopeptidase activity; protein binding. Gene Ontology annotation, biological process: protein deneddylation. The record is from RefSeq and is a predicted model, not a curated record.
GGCGCUCCGAAGAAUCUUCUGCACGGUUAUAAGCCCAGUGCUCGGAGACUCCAAGAGGCAAAUAGAAAAAGCGGAAAUUAGUACUUCCCUUCCCACCGCCUCCUCUCUCUUUAAUCACACUCUCGCUCGCUCUCGUUCUCGCUCUCGCUCGCUUGCUUUCUCGCUCUCGUUCGCGCUCGCUCGCUCUCACGUCGCUCUCUCGCUGUGGGUUCGAUGGCGUCGUCGUCGAGCAGCGGGCUGACCUUCAAGCUUCACCCACUGGUGAUCGUCAACAUCUCCGAUCACUACACCCGGGUCAAGGCCCAGGCCCAGUGCUCCUCCUCCUCCGCCGCCCCCGGCGCCGACGCCCCCGGAGCCACCCCCAAUGGCGGCUCUCAUCCGCCCCCGCCCCGCGUCUUCGGGUGCGUCAUCGGCAUCCAGCGCGGCCGCACCGUCGAGAUCUUCAACUGCUUCGAGCUCCUUUACGACCCCAUCACCAACACCCUCGACCGCGCCUUCCUCGAGAAGAAGCAAGAGCUCUACAAGAAAGUUUUCCCGAAUUUUUAUAUACUGGGGUGGUAUUCGACAGGGAGUGAUGCCCAGGAGUCAGAUAUGCAGAUUCACAGAGCUUUGAUGGAUAUUAAUGAAAGUCCUGUUUAUGUCCUUCUGAAUCCUUCAAUCAACCAUGCUCAAAAGGACCUUCCAGUGACCAUCUUUGAAAGUGAGUUGCAUGUCAUUGAUGGAAUUCCUCAGCUCAUAUUUGUUAGAUCAAACUACACCAUUGAGACUGUAGAGGCGGAACGAAUUUCAGUCGAUCAUGUAGCUCAUCUCAAGCCAUCUGAUGGCGGCUCAGCUGCAACUCAAUUGGCUGCCCAUCUUACUGGAACACAUAGUGCCAUCAAAAUGCUAAAUAGCAGAAUCAGAGUUGUUCAUCAAUAUCUGCUUGCCAUGCAGAGAGGUGAUAUUCCCCUUGACAAUUCAUUGCUUAGGCAAGUCUCGAGCCUUCUGAGAAGAUUGCCAGCCAUGGAAUCAGAGAAGUUCCAAGAUGAUUUUCUGAUGGAAUUCAAUGACACACUUCUCAUGACCUACCUCGCGAUGUUCACAAACUGUUCAAGUACCAUGAAUGAGCUGGUUGAUAAAUUGAACACCACCUAUGACAGACACAGUAGAAGGGGAGGCCGGACUGCUUUCAUAUAGUUGGCAUGCUUGUUUUGCUGGCAUCCUCUCUAUAAGUUUUCUAUCAUAGAGUUCAUAUUAAUUUUCCCAUUUUUGUCAUUGAUGCCUCCGGUUUGGAGUAUCAAGUUCUUAUUCUUGUUUUUGAAAUCUGUUUGUGCGUCAAAGAUCUAUCUCAUACUUCAGCUCAUGUAUUUUAAAAAAAACUUUAGAAUGUUUUGCAAACUCAUAUUCCAUAUAUUGUUUUCGUAAGAUGGUGUUCAUGGUUCAAGAAAUAGGGACAGCACAAUGCUGGUCGGGAAAAUAACUAUUCUACCAUUGAAGUGAAA